AGCUCCCAGUUCUAAAGAGAGGCUGUUUACCAGAAGAGCAUAACAAGGGCAGGUCUGACUAAAAGGCUGAGACUGGGAGGCGCAGCCGCUGCCAAGGGACCCCAGUUGGACACUGGUAGUUCAAUCACCUGCAGAGCGGAGGAGGCGAGGAUGCUGUUCGUCUGGAUACAAACAUUCCUUCUCAGCAACAUGCUCCUAGCAGAAGCCCAUGGAUCUGGAGGCUGCUUCUGGGACAGCGGCCACCUGUACCGGGAGGACCAGACCUCGCCUGCACCAGGCCUCCGCUGUCUCAAUUGGCUGGACGCGCAGGGCCGCCUGAAGUCAGCCCCCGACUUGGGAUCCGGCAACCACAACUACUGCCGGAACCCGGAUAGGGAUCCGCGGGGACCCUGGUGCUACGUAAGCGGCGAGGCCGGCGCCCCUGAGAAGCGGCCUUGCGAGGAUGUGCGCUGCCCAGAGACCACUUCCCAGGUACCCCCAGGUUCCACUACAGAACCAGAGACAUCUGAAGCUCCACGUGAAGAUGAGGUGCAGGUGUUCCCUCCUGCCAAUGCCCUGCCUGCUCGGAGUGAGGCAGCAGCUGUGCAGCCAGUGAUUGGGAUCAGCCAGCGGGUGCGGAUGAACUCGAAGGAGAAAAAGGACCUGGGAACUCUGGGCUAUGUGCUGGGCAUUACCAUGAUGGUGAUCAUCAUCGCCAUUGGAGCUGGCAUCAUAUUGGGCUACACCUACAAGAGGGGGAAGGACUUGAAAGAGCAGCAUGAGCAGAAAGUGUGUGAGAGGGAGAUGCAGCGAAUCACUCUGCCUUUGUCUGCCUUCACCAACCCCACCUGUGAGAUUGUGGAUGAGAAGACUGUCGUGGUCCACAGCAGCCAGACUCCUGUUGAUCUGCCAGAAGGCAGCACACCCCUCAUGGGCCAGGCUGGCACCCCUGGGGCCUGAGCUCCUCUAGUGGGCAGGAGCCCAUGCAGACACUGGUGCAGGACCGCCCAUCCUCCUACAGCUGGGAGGAUCUACAUUUUGUGUUGUGGUUAAAACCCUAAACCCACUUUUUUUUUUUUUUUUUUUUUU
Sciurus carolinensis (gray squirrel) is the source of this 1068-nucleotide messenger RNA. RefSeq names its product phosphoinositide-3-kinase interacting protein 1 (gene Pik3ip1). Lineage: Eukaryota; Metazoa; Chordata; Mammalia; Rodentia; Sciuridae. The transcript is spliced from 6 exons. Bases 151 to 939 code for a protein of 262 amino acids. The record is from RefSeq and is a predicted model, not a curated record.